Messenger RNA from Herpailurus yagouaroundi (jaguarundi), 3352 nucleotides. It is a transcript of the gene GFRA2, whose product is annotated as GDNF family receptor alpha 2. Gene Ontology annotation, biological process: nervous system development. Gene Ontology annotation, molecular function: glial cell-derived neurotrophic factor receptor activity. Bases 713 to 2107 code for a protein of 464 amino acids. Gene Ontology annotation, cellular component: external side of plasma membrane; signaling receptor complex. The transcript has 9 exons. The record is from RefSeq and is a predicted model, not a curated record. Lineage: Eukaryota; Metazoa; Chordata; Mammalia; Carnivora; Felidae.
GCUGGAGAGAGCGAGAGCAAAGAGCGAGAGCCAGGGAGAGGAGAGGGAGGGAGACGAGAGAAAGACACACGCACGCAGAUACACACGGUCACUGGAAUUCCAUUAGAAAAAAGUGAGACGAGCAAGGGUUAGCGGGAGAAGAUUUUUUUUUGUUUGAAUCUUUUCUUCGUCUUGGUGCGAAAGAAGCGACUCCGGGCUCUCGUCCUCGAAGCUCCCACCGGAUUGUUCCUUGGCGCUAACACCCGUCGGUGGAUUUCUCUAUUUGCAUUUUAUUCUGACCCCCACCCUUGCUGCUUCCUUCCAGCCCUUCACUCUCAAAUCGCCUCUCCCCCACCUCCCCAGUCCGCUCCUGGGAAGCGCAGGGGAAUUGGACCCGCGGAGACUCGCGCCUUUCCGGAGCAGCGGAGGGGAGGACAGAGCGACGACCGGGCUCUCGGCUUGUAAAGCAGAUAUAUCCUCACAUACGUGUAUAUUUCAUUUUAGUGGGCAAGAAGGGCGUCGAGAGGCAGCCCACCGCCCUCCUUACCCCCCACCCCAGAGGCGAGAAUCGCAGGACUCGGGAUCUUCAUCGGGUGGACUAGCUUGGGAUCUCCGCAUUGGAUUUGGGGCUGAUUAUCACUGCUUGGCUAUUAUUAUUGUUGUUGUUAUUAUUAUUUUUUUUACCCAAGGGAGAAAGAAAAAAAAACACAAAAAACUGUGGGAUUUAUUUAACAUGAUCUUGGCAAACGUCUUCUGCCUCCUCUUCUUUUUAGACGAGACCCUCCGCUCUUUGGCCAGCCCUUCCUCCCUGCAGGGCCCCGAGCUCCACGGCUGGCGCCCCCCAGUGGACUGCGUCCGGGCCAAUGAGCUGUGCGCCGCGGAAUCCAACUGCAGCUCCCGCUACCGCACGCUGCGGCAGUGCCUGGCAGGCCGGGACCGCAACACCAUGCUGGCCAACAAGGAGUGCCAGGCGGCCCUGGAGGUCCUGCAGGAGAGCCCUCUCUACGACUGCCGCUGCAAGCGGGGCAUGAAGAGGGAGCUGCAGUGCUUGCAGAUCUACUGGAGUAUCCACCUGGGGCUGACCGAGGGUGAAGAGUUCUAUGAAGCCUCACCCUAUGAGCCGGUGACCUCCCGCCUCUCAGAUAUCUUCAGGCUUGCUUCAAUCUUCUCAGGGACAGGGGCAGACCCGGUGGCCAGUGCCAAGAGCAACCACUGCCUGGAUGCCGCCAAGGCCUGCAACCUGAACGACAACUGCAAGAAGCUGCGCUCCUCCUACAUCUCCAUCUGCAACCGCGAGAUCUCUCCCGCGGAGCGCUGCAACCGCCGCAAGUGCCACAAGGCCCUGCGCCAGUUCUUCGACCGCGUGCCGGGCGAGUACACCUACCGCAUGCUCUUCUGCUCCUGCCGAGACCGGGCAUGCGCCGAGCGCCGCCGGCAGACCAUCCUGCCCAGCUGCUCCUACGAGGACAAGGAGAAGCCCAACUGCCUGGAUCUCCGCGGCGUGUGCCGCACCGACCACCUGUGCCGGUCCCGGCUGGCAGACUUCCACGCCAAUUGUCGUGCCUCCUACCAGACGCUCACCAGCUGCCCUGCCGACAAUUACCAGGCGUGUCUGGGCUCCUACGCUGGCAUGAUUGGGUUUGAUAUGACACCCAACUACGUGGACUCCAACCCCACUGGCAUCGUGGUGUCCCCCUGGUGCAGUUGUCGUGGGAGUGGGAACAUGGAGGAGGAGUGUGAGAAGUUCCUGAGGGACUUCACCGAGAACCCGUGCCUCCGGAAUGCCAUCCAGGCCUUUGGCAACGGCACGGAUGUGAACCUCUCCCCUAAAAGCCCCUCAUUCCAGGCCACGCAGGCCCCUCGGGUGGAGAAAACACCUUCUUUGCCAGAUGACCUCAGUGAUAGCACCAGCCUGGGGACCAGCGUCAUCACCACCUGCACAUCUGUCCAGGAACAGGGGCUAAAACCCAAUAACUCCAAAGAGUUAAGCAUGUGCUUCACAGAGCUCACGACCAAUAUCAUCCCAGGGAGUAACAAGGUGAUCAAACCUAACUCAGGCCCCCGCAGAGCCAGACCGUCGGCUGCCUUGACCGCUGUCUCCUUCCUGAUGCUGAAGCUGGCCUUGUAGGCUCUGGGACCCAUGUCGAGGGAUUUCCGGAAACUACGCAGAUGAGAACACCCGCCUGGCAACAUGGAAACACACACACACACACACACACACACACACACACACACACACACAUCUUGCAAAAAAAAUUUUUCCCCACCUUGUCUCUGAACCUGUCUCCUCCCAGAUUUCUUCUCUGGAGAAGUUUUUCUAAACCAAACAGACAAGUAGGCGGGCAGCCUGAGAGCUGGCCCAGAGGUCCCUCGGCAAGGGAAACCCAGUGCUGAGGAGGGUGCAAGGGUCUAGAAAUGCCCUUCGUUUUCUCCUGGUGUUUUCUUCUCUGGACCUCGCUGACAUAAAAGACCAAGAUGACAUCCCUGUGGCCUGAGGGACUGGAACUGUGCUGAUGUGAACUGGGGCCAGGGAUCCCCACUGGUGGCUUGGCAGAGGGCAUCGGGCAGCAAAGCAGCCAGGCUGGCUGCUGGGGUUCCAGCUGGGCACCUCAGCACCUCCACUCGGUUUCGAGCAUGGAGUUUGUUUUGUGCUCUCUGUCUGCAUCUGAACUGAGAACCCCCAGUGAUGCCUGUGGAGGGUGUGGUACCAGGCCCUCCGACUGUGGUAUGGAGGGAGUACUGGGGCCAGCUCCAGGGGGCUUGGGAGCUCAGCCCUCUGGGGACAUCCCCUUGGGCAGAGGGAGCAAAGCUUGGGCACCAGCUCAAGGAUGCUGCUUCCUGCUUGGUGGCAGGAAUUUUGAAAUCAAAGAGAAAUGAUCCGUCAUUGGCUCUUUUGGUUUCUUGUGGGUUCAUUUGGUGGGUCUCCCACCAGGGAGAGGGGCAGAGAAGAACAUGGCGGGACACCUGCUGGCACUGUGCUUCACUGGCCGCAGCUCUCUCCUCCUCUCGGCCCCCUGUUCCUCUUUUCCCACAUUCUCUCCUCAUUUCCCAGACAAGCGCCAACUGUAUGUACAUAAUACGACUCCUUUCUCAACAUAUAUGUAUAUAUAGAUCCAUAUACAUAUAUUGUGUGGUUUCCCCUUUUUUCCUUUUUUUAAGAAACAAAACUAUCGAAAUAAUACCCCAACAGAUGAGCGAAAAUGUAUUAUUGUAAAGUUUAUUUUUUUUAACAAUGUUGUCUAUAAUGGGAAAAAAAGGAGAUUGACUCCCUGUGUCUCUGCCUCUGUCAGGCUGACUGGGCUGUGGAAGGGGGUUCCUGAUCCGUAUUCAUACUUAGCCAAGGCUCCAAUAAACAUACUAGGAAGCAAUUUGC